AUAGAGCUGCUCAUUCGGCUUCCCUCCAAACCAUUACAGUCUCUUAAUCUGUUUCAGAAAAUGGCUUCCUCAGCUAUUUCAAGGACGUCCAACCUGCGAAGUCACGUUCAAUUCACAGUCUCACAGAGUAAGGGUAAUGUUCAUGAAUCUUCUUUAGGUUUGAUAAAGUUAUCCCCAGAGGUUUCCGACGCCUUAUCACAUAGGAAGCCAGUUGUUGCACUCGAGUCCACCAUUAUAUCUCAUGGAAUGCCUUACCCUCAAAAUUUUGAGACUGCCAAGAACGUAGAGCAAAUUGUCCGUGACAAUGGAGCUGUACCUGCAACUGUUGCUAUUUUAGAUGGCAUACCAUGUAUAGGUUUGAGUGUGGAUGAAUUACAAAGGUUGGCUAUUGUGGGGCCUAAAGCUAGGAAAACGGCACGUAGAGAUAUUGCUCAUGUUGUGGCUACUCGAGGGAUUGGUUCUACUACCGUUUCUGCUACCAUGAUCUUUGCUUCUAUGGUUGGCAUUCAUGUAUUUGUUACUGGGGGAAUCGGUGGAGUGCAUAGACAUGGAGAGAAGUCAAUGGACAUAUCAUCUGAUCUAACUGAACUUGGAAGGACACCUGUAACAGUUAUCUCAGCUGGUGUUAAAUCAAUAUUAGAUAUUCCCAGAACCUUGGAGUAUUUAGAAACACAAGGAGUAUGUGUUGCUGCCUAUGGGACUAAUGAAUUUCCAGCAUUUUUCACUGAAAUAAGUGGCUGCAAGACACCUUGUCGUUUGGAUACAGCAGAAGAAUGUGCUCGUUUAAUAGAUGCAAACAUGAAACUGAAUCUUGGAACUGGUAUUUUGAUAGCUGUUCCUAUUCCGAAGGAACAUUCUGCCUCAGGAGGUGUGAUAGAAGCUGCCGUACAAAGAGCUCUAAAAGAAGCAAAGGACAAGGGCAUAACAGGCAGUGCUGAAACUCCUUUCUUGCUUGCUAGAGUAAGUGAAUUAACUGGUGGAGCUUCCCUGUCUUCAAACAUUGCUCUAGUGAAAAACAAUGCGCGUGUUGGUGCUCAGAUUGCCGUCGCACUUGCUCACCGCCGAAAGUUUGAUGUUGGAGGUACUUCUAAGUUGUAGAAUACUGGAGGUGGAUCUCAUGUUGAUUUUUGGCUCAAAAAAGCUAGUUGGUUGUAUUGAAGGAAGAUUUGUUCAUGCACAGAAUCAAGCAAAUGAUGAGUCAAAAUACUUCUUUCUAGUGUCAGGUACUGAAUCAUGUAAAACAAAACAUUUUACUUCUAAUGUAAUUUUUUUGAAGUAGUGAAACUAGUUGAUUUUCAUAAUCAGAGCUUCUUACUCAGCAAAUG
Impatiens glandulifera is the source of this 1325-nucleotide messenger RNA. RefSeq names its product pseudouridine-5'-phosphate glycosidase. The record is from RefSeq and is a predicted model, not a curated record. Gene Ontology annotation, molecular function: pseudouridylate synthase activity. Lineage: Eukaryota; Viridiplantae; Streptophyta; Magnoliopsida; Ericales; Balsaminaceae. The coding region runs from base 61 to 1098 and encodes 345 amino acids. The transcript is spliced from 13 exons.